Messenger RNA from Petromyzon marinus (sea lamprey), 10525 nucleotides. RefSeq names its product palladin-like. Lineage: Eukaryota; Metazoa; Chordata; Hyperoartia; Petromyzontiformes; Petromyzontidae. The record is from RefSeq and is a predicted model, not a curated record.
UUCUUACCCCCACAGCUUCGGCCAAUGAGAUGGAAGUCUACCUCCGUACCCCGUGGACCACAGCCAUAAGCACCUUCCCAAAAUAACCGCGGCCGUCAGUGGAGUGACGCGAAGUCACGGUAUCGGCGGCAGAGCCUAAGCCUCCAGCUCGCCAGAGUUUCAUGAGCGCUGGCCACGAUUGUGCGCAGGGCUGAUCUGAAAGUGUAGAAGCCUAAACAAGAGGUGAAGUUUACGCUUCGGUGACCGUCAAGUUUUUUGUUUGACGAGCAGUCGGACAGCUGGAUCCACAAGGGUGCAGGACGUUGAUCCACCGCUUGGCAAUACUGAGACGACAUCAGUAUGCAAGAAGGAAACACAAACCCAGGAAUCCCAGGGCAUUCACCUGGGACGCAGCAGUGGGAACGGCAUCAGAGCGACGCCCAAGGCCACACGGGAGACCAGGAAUUCUUCCCAGACCUGUCGGCGUUCCUGAGCCAAGACGAGCUCAACAAGAGCGUUGACCUCGCCCGGGAGGCCAUCGGUUGCCCCUCAGCUGAAGAUGUGCUCGGCUCCACGAGCAGACCAAAUGCAGCAUGCCAGGCCAUACUGGGUCCCAGAGAAUCUUUGCCAAGACAGGACCUCCAAAACAUGGAUAGGGUCCUCCAACAGAAUGAAGCCCAAGAACCCGAGAGAACACUCAACAGCUGCCAGCCUGUCACGAGCGACGACGAAUCCCCCAGUCGAGCUCAGCAGAGGCAAAGCGGGUCGAUAGACACAAGUUGCAGCGCGUAUCGGCCGUCGGCCAUCCGUGGCAGUGAAGGCGCCGGGUUCGGCCAGCAGAAGCAGGGCGUGGGGAAAUCCGUGGGCAGCGAGACAGACUCGAAGCACAACGCGGCAGCGCUGAUCGAAGAACUCUCAUCCCUGUUCAAGUCGGGCCCGCCGCGGAGAGGCGGGCGAAACAGAGGGAGGCGUGCGGGCCGUGGGGGCCACGUCUCGACGGAGGACAUCUGCCAGGCGAUGGAUUGUCCGAAGCAGGGGCCCACGGCUCCUGCGCCCGUCGAGAGGAUCCGCGUGCAGUCCAAGGAGCAGCUGUUUCAAAUGCGGCAACAGCAGCAGCAGGCGCAGCAGCAGCAGCAGCAAGAGGUGUUGCCACAGCAGCAGGAGGACCAGAACUCAUUGUGUGACUACAUCCAGCAUCAGCAGCAGCAGCAGGAUGUCCACAAGCCAACCGAGCCCACCACCUGUCAAGAAGAUUUCGACGCGAAGCAAGAUUCGAACCACAACGACCACCAGCAGCAGCACCAUCACCACCAACACCAACAUCAAGAGGCGAGUGCUCAGCGCGAGUUUCCCAACCAGCAGCAGCUGGAGAACAGCGUCGAGACAGCGGCGGCGGCGUCAGCGCAGCAGCAGCAGCAGCAGGCGGUCGAGCCGAGGUCUGGGGACGCCGCGACGUCGCCCCUCGCGAGGGAGCCGCCACGCUUCACCACCAAGCUGAAGAGCCGCGAGGUGCCCGAGGGCAGCCGAGUGCAGCUCGACUGCCGGGUCAGCGGCGCGCCCGCCCCGUCCGUCAGGUGGUUUUGCGAGGGGAAGGAGUUGGGGAAUUCUCCAGACAUCCAGAUCUUGCAGAACGCUGAUCUACAGACACUCAUAAUCAGCGAGGCCUUCCAAGAGGACACGGGGCGCUACACCUGCUUGGCCUCCAACGUGGACGGCACCGACAGCACAUCUGCAGAGAUCUACAUUGAGGGUGCCACAUCCUCAGAUUCAGAAGGGGAGGCAAGUGGAGCUUCCCUGGAAGAUGAUUUGGCUCAAGCUCAGAAAUUGAUGUCGGUGUCCCUGACUAUAGCUGCAUCCCCGCAAAACAGUGGCACGACCCAGGUGGAGAUGCAGGCGCAGCCUCCGUUGGCACAACCCAUUACUGCUCCGGUGAUCCCACAGAAAGUGGCCAGCCCAAGUUUUGGGUUACCAGGCUUUGAUGGUCAAUCAGGAGUAAUGGCUGCACCCGUUUUUACGAAGCCGCUGGCAGACGCGACGGCGUCCGAGGGCCAGCUGGUGGUGCUGGAGUGUCGCGUCAAGGGCUCGCCCGCACCCAAGAUUACGUGGUACCGAGAGGACACCGCUGUGGACGAUUCUCCCGACUUCCGUCUCCUGCAGAAAAAGCCUCGUUCUGUAGCUGAACCUGAGGAGAUCUGCACCCUCAUCAUAUCCGAGGCUUUCCCUGAGGACUCCGGGACGUUCAGGUGCACGGCAAGCAGCAAACUGGGCACGGUGUCCUGCAGCGCCCAGCUCAUUGUCCACGGUGCAACGGACGGAUACAUGAGUAGCAACACAUGUGGGCCAAGUCUGGUUGUUGAAUCCACACACCUGUCCACGUCAGAGUCCAUGUACAUGGACACGCUUCCCCCUCCCAUCUUGGAUUCCUUCAUAUCUGACAUCUCAGCAGAUAAACCGGACAGCACUGUUCAGCUGCCCGCUGCUACCGAAAGCCUCUUCGCCAAUGGCAGAAUGCCCGAUUUCAUCGUUCCGGGGAAAAAAUCUGUCCGAGCCGCAGCCGCCACCUCUUCCUUCAACUCUUCUGCCGAGGCCGCUCUUGCCGAGCUGAGGAGGAGCAUCGAUGAUGUCGCCGCGCCGCCACCGUCAAUGACGACGUCAGUGCCGAUGCCGGCGGUAGCGGCGGUGGCGGCGGCGGCAGCAACAGCGGGAGAUGCAGUUGGUCCGGAGGGCAAGACGAACGCCAAGGCGGGUUUGCGGGUGCACUUCAGACUGCCCGGUGAGGCCCCGCCGGAGGGCUUUGGUGGGGAGCUACCGAGGCCCGGCCAAGGGCUGCCCUCGCCUGUCAAGGAGCCACCGCCGUUGCCCGCCAAACCCAAACUUGAUCCUCUGCAGCUCCAGCAGCUGCACAAUCAGGUACUGUUGGAGCAACAGGAAGCUUUCCUCCUCUCGCACCAUCAACAGCUGCCAUUUCCACCUCCACCGGCGGCUUUCCUGCAGUCCCCGACCACGCCGAGCCAACCUCCUGUAGCAGAGACAGCGGUGCCACCGCCGCCACCAGCCCCACCAGCCCCACCAGGGCCACCAGCGCCACCGGCAACCACGACGGCAAGCAUGAGCCUCGCCAACUCGGCGGCACUGCCGCUAAACCAGCAGCCCAGCCGUGCUUCCGUGGGCCAGCAGUCCUUCAGUUAUGCCAGGCCCAAGCAAUUCAUCGCCGCUCAGAAUUUGACCAGCACCAUCGUGUCCGCGGGGUCUCCUUCUUCAUCUCCUGUCCCGACCAGCCUGAGCCUUUCCCUCCCAGCUCCACCGCCGCCGCCGCCGCAAACCGCUCCGCCGGCAAACAACGCUCACCGGGUGGCUUCCCCGACAUUGUCGUCACCGACAUUCCUGAACAACAGCAACGCGAAAACCGCAGCAGCCUAUUCCCCUCCCAUAGCCAUGUCGCCGCCGCCCCAGUUCUCGGCAGCCAGCCCCACAGCGCCCGCCACCUACCCGGGCUCCCCACUGGCCCAGCCGGGACACACCUGGUCCUCCCUGCCGCAGUCUCCGCAGUCGCCCCCCACUGUCAGCCCGCCGGCCUCUUUCGUGCAGUCCCCGGCCGCCUUCCUGAGCGCACUGCUGCCGUCCCUGCCCUCCCUGCCACCGACCAACGCCAUGGGCCUGCCGAGGGCGGCCCCGUCCACGCAGAUGCAGGGCUCGCUCAAGAGGCAGAGCAGGGGCCCACGCUCCGUCAGCGAAGAUGACAUCCGCGACACGAAGGAUGCCCUCAUCCAGGACCUGGAGAAGAAACUGCGGUUCAAGGAGGACAUAUUGCACAAUGGGCAGUCGAGGCUGACGUAUGAGGAAAAGAUGGCUCGCAGGCUUCUUGGACCAAACAGCACCGCUGUUGUUUUUCAAGCCGACGAGCCCGAAGAGCGUGAUGUCGAGGCACAGGACUUUAAGUCUGUGAUACAGGCAGCCCGGGAGUCUCUUGGUAAACAACAGGAGUACAAAGUCUCGAGCUUUGAGCAAAGGUUGAUGAGCGAGAUCGAGUUCCGCCUGGAGCGGACCCCGGUGGAGGAAUCCGACGACGAGGUCGAGCACGACGACAUCCCCACGGGAAGGUGCAUUGCUCCGAUCUUCGAGCGCAAACUCAAGCACUUCAAGACCUUCGAGGGAAGCCCCAUCACGUUCUCCUGCAAGGUCUCCGGCACCCCGACGCCAAAGAUAUACUGGUUCAAGGAUGGGAAUCAGAUCUCCAAAAAAUCCGAACGCUUCCAAAUGCAGCGAGACUCUGAGGGAAACUGCUCCCUGCACAUCCCUCUCACAACCAUGGAUGACGAUGGCAACUACACCGUCAUGGCUGGAAAUCCACAGGGUCGCAUCAGCUGCUCAGGGCGGUUGAUGGUGCAAAACGUCAACCAGCGAGGCCGGGUGGCACGGAGUCAGUCAGGGCAGCCUGCGGCUAGAAGGCCACGCUCUCAGUCACGGGAGAGCCGGGACGACAGUGACAUGGUCCAGGAGAAGAACUUCCGCCCACACUUCCUGCAGGCUCCUGGAGACACCAUGGCACAUGAGGGCAAGCUUUGUCGUCUCGACUGUAAGGUGAGUGGUCUGCCAACCCCAGAGCUGGCAUGGGAGGUGAACGGACGGCCAGUGCGACCCGAUGCCACGCACAAGAUGCUGGUGCGGGAGAACGGAGUUCACUCGCUCGUCAUCGAGCCUCUGACCGUGCAGGACGGAGGCCUCUACACCUGCACGGCUACCAACCGCGCCGGCCAGAACUCCUUCUCCCUCAAUCUCACCAUUGUCGCCAAGCAGCUGACGCGGGCGCCGGUGAUCGUCGAGAAGCUGCAGAACACGGGGGUCGCCGAGGGCCAGCCCGUGCGGCUCGAGUGCCGUGUGCACAGCAUGCCGCCGCCCACCAUCUUCUGGAAGAAGGAGAACGAGACCCUGAUUCCGCACCGCGAGAGAACCAGCAUGCACCAGGAUCCAUCGGGCUACGUGUGCCUGAUAAUCCAGCCGACCAGAAAGGAGGACGCCGGCUGGUACACGGUCUCGGCGAAGAACAGCGUGGGCAUCACCUCCUGCACCGCUCGUCUUGACAUUUAUGCUGAGUGGCACCACGAGAUCCCAAAGACACGGCGAGUGAGGCCCUCCUCCAGCCGUUACGCGGCUCUCACUGACCAGGGUCUGGACGUGCGGUCAGCCUUCCUGCCAGACCCCAGCCACGCUGGAGCCCAGGGGAAUCUGGUUGAGAGCGACGAGCUGUAAUGGCUCUUGCACCACUGCCAGCAGAUGAGCUCGGUCAGCUCAUCUGCCCAGCGUGCACCACUCAGCCCGGCUGUUUGUCCAUCAUGGGCUCUAUCCUGAUCAACCAUCGUGUCCCUUGCCCGUAUGCACAUACAUGCCCUUGUUUGCCCAUAAUAACUCGUUGCUUUGGGGCCGUGUCAUCGAUCUUAAGGUGAUCUCCUCAAAAGGCAUCAGCCACCAAGUUAAUUAACGUUACGAAUGACAUUCAUGGUAACAAAUAUGAAAUUCAGUGUAAGUAAGAUAAUUGCAUCAUUGAUGUUCUAAAAACAACUACGUUGAUAAUUUGCGUGUUUUCAAAUGCAUUAUUACCUUGUAAUAUUUAAUACGAUACAUUAUAGUACAAUGAAUAUUCAACUGUCACCUAAAUAAACAUCUGCAGCCUUAUGGCAACCAAAUAAAAUUAACAAUUUUAUCAUCUAACAAUUUUAUCAUAAAGUGUCCCAGGUUACUGCUUACUGUUGGGGAAAUGUGUUAGAAGUGGAAAAUCUUUUUUUAUUUAGAUCUUUCUCCAUUUUGAAUAAAAAACAAUAGAAGAAAAAUGUCUGUAUUCAUAAAUGCAUUAUCUGUCACCUGCAUUUUCGAUCUGUCUUCAUGCCCACAGAACCUUAACUCACAAAUAUUGAACACAAGGAAAUAAUUUAAACACUGAAACAACUAGAAUAUAAAGCUUAAUUCAACAGCACUUGCCCCAUUUUUUUACAACUUUGCACAAUUUAAUGCUCGUCAAUUUGACGUAUUUUAAAAAGAAAAUAUGUUUCAAUUAUCAGAUAUAAUACCACAUACUCUUAAUUAAAGAAUUGUAUGUAUCAAGACAUGACAAACAGCUGCAGCCUGGAUGGCACAAAUGCCAUUCAUAUUGGGAGUAAAUGUAUAAUUCACCAAAGGGCACAGAAUCGAGUAUAUUGUGUAUGGCAGGCAAUGCAUAGUCGGGUAAUGUUAAAUAAGCUAGGUAUUAAAAAGUGUGGGCCAAUUUUUACGUGCGACAAUCAGUAUUAAGAGGACAGGCUUAGAAGUGCCUGCGAUGUUCUAAAUUGAUGUUUAGUGUGCACAAACAGUUUUGUUUUGAGCGAGGAUAAUCCAUUAUUUAAAUUCAUACAUAUUCUGAGUACUUAAUUUGGUGUGUCCGUAGCAAUUAAAAUAUUUUGAAAUCGUGGCAAGUAAAGACGAUUACAAGGCCAUAAAUCAGCAGCAAUCUUUGAGUCAAAUUGUAGAACGAGGAAUCGUAAUAGAUCACAGCAUACAGCACCUGGCACAGUCAUUCACAAAGAAUUACUCAUUGGGUUGGCCUUGUCUCUGGAAUUUCCAGGCAAGGGGAUGACUAAGGCCAGAAAACCAGAGAAAAUUACAAAGUGAGAUGGACCAGCGUAUACAUGACAAAUUCAUGUAGAGGAAUUUGUUUAAAUGGUCACCUUCCAAAAACUGACAUUGGCUCCUCAAACUGAUACGUUACAGUGACGGGAACUAAGGUUGUAUUGAGCUCACACUCAUGAUGGUAAGGCUGCUGAUGUACAUGAUGAAAUAGUUUUACUCUUACCCUGUGUAAAAAAAACAUUAUUAAAGACACUGCCAGCUCCUUAAGGUGUUUUUAUCCAAAUGUAAAUCUAUGCCAUGGCAAACAAAACUACGUUUCUAAAGGUUUGAAGCACUGGUCUUAAUGCAGGUAAAAAUGAACAUGCCAGCUGGUGGUUAGUUCUCAUUUCUGUACAGAGGGGUUGUGUCGACGCACAGGUCAUAUAAACGUACAUUUUAUAACCCUUGAGAAAAAUAAUUUCCAUACUGGUAGACCAUUGUAACGUUAUACACCAAAGUGUGAAUUUUCUCAGGUUUGGGGCUAGUAAUCAAUUGGCUAAAUAAAUUGCCAGUGGACAUUCUCAUAUUCAAGUGAAUGUCAUAAAUUCAGUAUUUACCAUGUGCCUGUUAUAAAGCUCUGAAACAUUUUCCAAUGCUAUGUACAGCAGUAGGAUAUAGAGAACAUUAGGUAAUGCAAUAUUAGAUAAAUUGGUAAUUAAACCUUUUUAACAUCAUUUAAGAUAACUUAUUAAAUUAACAUAAUCAACUUAAUGAAAUAACUCUUUAGCAAAUGUAUAAAAUACAAAAAUAUAAUGUCCAGUUUGUCGGAUUUGCUUUUUACAUUGCAUUUCUUAAGAGUCUAUACAUUGUAAUGUUCAUGAAAGCAAUGUUUAAAUCACAAAUAUGACAACUUAAAAUUGCAUUGGUUUAAUUUUGCAUUAAUGAUUUUUACCAGUUUUAUUUUGUGCAAACAUCCAAAUUCAUACAUUUGCAGGUAUAUUGCUAUCCUUUACAUGAUUCCCAUACCAUGUCUGAACAAAGCACACACACACACACACGCUCACACUGACAUGUACACAUACACACUUGCACGCAUUCAUGUGUUUAUUUGUUUAGACUGGAUACUCCUGUUCUUUGAUGGACCCAACAGCAUGGCUAGGCUCCAACGGUGGGGAAUACCACAUGAGUCACUGCACAUGUUAUGAAUUGUUCAGUGUCAAUUGUGGCUGACUAAUAGCAGCAAUUGCAUUGUGGCUCUUACACCCAAGUCACUCACUACACAUACAUUCAUAUUGUGAAUUGAUGACGGUACCUAGUGUUGCAGUGUGUGUCUCAAAAUGACAAACCUUUCCAAAGAACAGCUUGGCCUUGCUAUGGGAUGAGACAACAGAGAUCAGCUUUCAUGUGGGCAGAGAUUUAGCUAGUAGUUGCAUGUUGUAUCAUAAUGUAAUUAACGUUAUUCAUAUUCACAUACGUAUACACAGACCUGCUACUGACUGGCACUGACUGUGCUCAUGUCUUGUGUGCAAUCAAGUAUCCUUCCUUCUACUCGCACCUUCUCUAGAUUUGGUUUAAGGGUAGGAUGUUAAUUGUAGUGUGACCUGAAUGGGAGUAAAACAUGCCCGCGUGAUUUUAUUUACAUUGUCUACACAAUAUGCCAUUGGAACUAUUAAAUUUGUAUCAUUCUAAAGCACUCCUUUAGGAUUUAUUCAGACUUGCUUUGUUUUGUCAUUUGACCUUGAACGGUUUUUUUUUAUGAGGGUGAUGUUUUGUCUGAAUAAUUUUUAAGACCCUGUAUAAAAUGUGGAAAUUCCUAAAUGUACGUGGAACGCUCGAAAUGAAUUGCAGCAGCAUUGACCGGCAACAACGAGGGGGGGUUGGUGGGGGGCAAGCAUUUGCAGGACACCUUUUUUGUUUUUAGAAACGAAGGUAAAGCACCCAUAGAUUGAUUCACGCGGAAGACUGGCGGACCCUUUGAGGCGAUGAGCCGCAGAAAUACACCGUGGCGUGACAAGACACACUUUCGUUUUUAGUGAUCAUUGCCAAAAAGUUGCGGGCGCCUUCACUGGAUUGAGUUGAACGCCUAAGGUGCGUUGCUGAAGGGGUCAGCACAACACGCGGCAAAACAUCAUUACUUGUGGUAACACUAGCACUGCAUUUGUAAGGAUAAAAAAAAAACAUUGGAACCUAUCUAGAUUUAGCUUUAAUGAUUUUUUUUCCCCUUGCAAGAUAUUAAUAUCGGUUUGACAGAUAAGUGUGAAUGAGUUGUCGCAGAAAUGAAAAUAUAUGCAUCGAAAAUUCGCAAGACACCAUUUAUCUGUGUAGUUCAUUGGUUCCAGUGAUUCACCCAAUCGCUUUCACGUCAUGUAAACACGAUAUAUAAGUUAACAUCUUAAAAAACAAACAUAACAUCUAUUUAAAGAACAUACACUAUACAGUAUGUGCUGUAGACCAAAGGGCAGUUGCAAAGUUUUUAGAAUGAGAUAGUCCACUAAAAAAUAUUAACCAACCGAGCAUUAGGUUUGGUGUGAGGUUUUGUGUUUGUUUCUAAUACACAGCAAUAUGAUAAGCUCACAGAGGUUUGUUAUAACUGUAUUGAUUGGAUGAUACAAUUGUGUGUAUGUAUACUUUUCGUAUUUCAUUCUGAAAACUUGUUUUCACUGCCCCUUGCAUCUAUAAUUAUAUCAAAUAGUAAAUUAAUAAUGAAUAGGGACAUUGUAGAGAUACUGGAAGAGCAAGCCUGUUUCUACAUAGACAUUCAUUUUGAAUGGUUAUGUUUUAUUGCGAUGACUAUACACAGGAAAAAGCUCAUGCAUCUGCCACUGUUUUAAUAGUUUACUGUAAUAUUGCAAAAAUGUUUUAUUUUACUGCAUUUAAGAAACCUUUUCUCUGCUGUAUAAAAAAAAUAAAGUAAACAAAAACAUUCAGACCUUUGUAAUUUUGUCAAUUAAAACAUUGUGUUUUUAAAUGUCAUUUAUUUGUAAACAAUUUUGUAAUGGCCACAUAUGACAGUAGAAUGUGAUUGACAAUGUGAUUCAAUGUCCUUUGUAAUGAUUUUUUUAAACUUGCUUCAUUACCUGAAGUGUGUUGACCUCGUGUAUUCAAUUGUGCUGCAGAGAUAACAAUGGGAAAGAUUUGGCCAGGAAUUGGAAAAUGCCAUGCUGUGUGAAACCAUCUGAGUUUAUUUGCAUGUAGAUGUAAUCAAACGUAUCAAUCACAUGUCAUGUACAUGAGCCAAUUUUUUGGCAUUUUAAAAAUCCUACCUGCAUUAGUGUUUUUGUUAAAUGUUUUCAUAAGAACCAUAAUUAGAUGACCUUAUGAAAUAAGUACUCUAAUUAAUUUCUACAAUGUUUUUUUCUCAUUGAACCGAGCAGACAAUACCAUUGCUUCCCACGCAUCCACACCCCCGUGCCCAAGUAGAGAUGUUUAAUUACGUACACCUAUUAUUGUAUGUUUCACCUGUGGGAAGAGAGCUGGAAAUAUCACACGUCUAAGACAACACUCAGAAAUUAUACCACUGCAACUUAUAUUGACUGUAAUAUCUAACUUCUCAUGAAUUAGGUUUCAUAUUUAAUUUUUUAUCUUUCACCAAGCAGAUGCACACAUUUACUUUUCACAUUUUGUUUCUCUCUGUGAUGAACAUUUGUGCACCUCUCCUUAUGUGAAAAUGUUUCGCUGGAAUAUGUUUCUUAGUGUCCAAGACUCGAAGUUCAGUGUUACAUCUGCAGAAAAUAUCCACGUCAUCUUAUUGCCUGCCUCUCAAAUGUCGCCUCACCAGUUUCACAAGCAAUGCCACGGGACAUGCGUCGGCCGACAGCUCCUGUUAAGGGUCGAGAAAUGUCUAGUAGUGGAAGAUGCAGAGGCAGUGUCUGUCGGAAGUUCGUCACGCCAAAGUGUCCAUUGUAUUCAGUAAAGGAACGGAUUGUUUUCUUUUGUUUUAAAAAACAAUAAAGCCCUUCAUCUACAA